This is a messenger RNA of Uloborus diversus, 1914 nucleotides long. RefSeq lists its product as uncharacterized. Bases 1 to 1572 code for a protein of 523 amino acids. NCBI's taxonomy places the organism in Eukaryota, Metazoa, Arthropoda, Arachnida, Araneae, Uloboridae. The record is from RefSeq and is a predicted model, not a curated record. The transcript is spliced from 13 exons.
AUGUGUCUUUUGUUUGCAGCGCCGGUAUGCCAUUUUCCCAGCAAAUUAACCGGACUUUGGUUCCAGAAAGGCUGGCAGUCUGCCAUUCGGAUUGAAGGAAGCACAUUCUCCAUAAAAGGGACUUGCGUAGAUUCCAGUCAAAAUAUGUUUCUCAUAGAAGACAAUAAAGAAAAAUGCUUUCGCUGCAUCAUAAUUCACUAUAAACAUGCAAAUGUUCUUCAAUAUCGAGAAACUUUCUGUGAUGAACAUCGCACCUUAGAGGACGCAUGCGGGAGUCUAGCUGUCGACUACCAUUUACAUACAAUGUUUAAAGUGGAUUCGACUCCCGUGGCUUGCCCUUUCAAAGGCCCCUUCACCUUCAACUAUAGCCGUGGUCAAGGGGAAUGCCGCCACCCGCCAUCCACAAUCGACACCUGCACAGACGAUUCGCAACUACUCUUCAGAUUUCAAGCUUGCGCUGACGUGAUUGGAACAGAGAGCAGUGAAGAAGAAUUAACAUGCUUGGCUACAUGGAAGGAUGGUUCCGCUCAUUACUUAGUGGGCAAAAUGAAACCAAGAAAAAGCUACUCUGUACCGCAUGGAGAUGAAAAUUACUACAGAUGUUUCGUGUAUGAGAAAGAUAAAGAUAGCUUUGAUCUUUCUCAGUCUGCUGAUCCCACUUGUGAUGGCCUAGUGUCUCCGAGAGACGGAUCAAGAAUAAUGAAAUUAACAAAAACAAAACAUCCGACUUCUGGAUGUCAGUUCCCUUCGUGGGUAACAUCGACUCGUCAUUGGCACACUUUAGACGGCCGUAUGACGUACACUUUCAGUCAUCACAAUACUAGCUAUAGGAUUGUUCACGCGCAUUCCGACCAUCCAGAAACUAAAGUGACUUGCACAGAUGAAGUUUCAUCAACUCCAAACUCAACGACAGUCGUUGCGUAUAGUAGGCAAGGAUGCUCAAAUGGUUUCGUGUGCUUGACGUUUCAUCAAAGAGAAAAACACAUUAUUGAAAUACAGACAGGAGAAUUUGCCAGAAGACCACAUGAUGCUUGUUCGUCUCCGAGGUAUGACUCAGGUGGAAUGGAUUAUAUAACAUUAGUUGCAUCUUCAGCUUCUGUGAUAGCUUUAUGCCCUCAGCUAGUAGAAACUGAUGGUCUAAGAAUAGCUGCUAGCAGAAACCAUAUUCGAUCCGAACAGUGUCAGGAUUCAGCGGUGAAAGUCGUUGGUUGCCGAAGUCACAAAACUCUGGAGUUCCUUUCGACAUGCGAGACAGCGAGAGAGCACAUGACUUUUCAGUGUCAAGGAAUGUGGGAAGAAAAUGGCCGGAACUACCUCAUAGCAGGUCUAAAGGGUUCAACGGCCCGUUAUUGUUUCGUAUAUUUUUCAAAUCCAAAAAUGACUCAGUUUUCUGGCCUUCCCGACACUUGCAGAAGAUCUAUUGUUCCCGGUGUAACGGGGAAUCUCACAUUCAACAUAACAUCUGCAGGUGAAUGUGACAACUUGCUGAACAGUUCGCCGAGGCUAAAAUACUCUUUGGAUCUGCUACUGACUGCAGCUGUUCUUUCCUUCAGCAUCCUAUUUGUCCGGUGACCGGCAUCAAGCCUGUCCUGGUCAUGUGACAUCACGUCGUCCAAUCAGCGCAUCAGAAUUGCCCUAGUAUGGGAGUUUAGAGGGUGGGGCAGAAUCGGGGAGUUCAGUGCCUCAUGUAAAGGGUCAAUAUGUAGACUCUGGUGUGUACGCUCCCCUAAAUGGACUAUCUAUGUGGCCAUGGAUUUCAGCAAUUAAAACUGCAUGAACACGAAGCACCACCACACGGGCUACGUACUGCAUUCACGAUUUAUAUAGGCCUCUGGGAAGCACUCUGGAAAAACGGACUACAUCCAACUAUUGGUGAACUUCAAUGAAGUUAAAUGUUCCAUCGGUCGAUGCUAU